This is a messenger RNA of Porites evermanni, 7345 nucleotides long. NCBI's taxonomy places the organism in Eukaryota, Metazoa, Cnidaria, Anthozoa, Scleractinia, Poritidae. The record is from the annotation of a GenBank genome assembly.
AUGGAAUACAUGGGCAACAGCUACUUUGUGCUAAAGAACCAAGUCAUCAAAGCUGAAAGGAGAAUGCUGAAGGUUAGUGGUUGUCAUCGUUGCCAUGAUAAAGCCCUGUUGCUAAGGGAAACUGCCAACGCAGUGUCGUAUGUAUGACUGGCUGUACACCCCCUUAGUGUAAACAAUGUGAAAUGUCUCACGUGCCCAAGCAUACAAAACAUCGAGCCUAUUGACAGGUGAUACGGGUUACAGCCCCUGCGGUAAAACUGCUCUUCUGUUAAGAGAGUCCACGGCAACUGUUAUAUGAUAGCUCGAUGAUAAGAAAUUGUUUCUUUUUUCAGGAACUUGGAUUUUGCGUCCAUGUCAAGCACCCUCACAAGGUACAAGUGUGGUUACCUUUUGUGAUGCAUAUUUACCAUAUAAUUAUGGGGCUGGUUGUGUUUCUUUCUUGUCAACCCUUUGACCCUUUAAGCCACCCCCAAGAUCUACAUACAAAUUUUCCAGACUUGUCUCCAUACAUUUCUUUUAAGAAUAGUUGAGAGAAUUUGGUUCAAGAUCAAAGCAUUCUCUCUUUGGUAAUCAAUUUAGUAAUUCUCAUAACCUUUUACUCUUGAUGAUCUGUUAAUAUUGUUAGGAGAAAAUUGAUGUUGGUCACUUUCGGGACCUAAAGGGUUAACUCCUAAUGGUGGCUAAAGAUAGAAAUUUGUUUUGUUAACUCCUCGUACAAAAUGCAAACGUUGGGGCAGAGGUUUCAUGCACCGUAAGAUUUCAUCCUCAGAUUUAAAAGAUAGAUAGCCUGCUAGCAAGCAAUCCAGGGCACACUGGCAGCAGGGCUGGAAAAGGAAGGAGAGCUUGCAACUACGUCUCACCUGUGGCUGUCCAUCGACUGAGCUGUAAGAUUUCCGCUAAUCAGCGCAAAGCAGAAAUAAGCGCAAAAGUAAACAAACAAUGAAAAACACAUGCCAAGAGUCAUGACAUCAUUACCUAUGUCAUCUCCUCCAAUCAGCAUUUCGCAUCAACUUUUUCAAUGCAGAUAUUCAAAUUCCAGAGACAUAGUUGCAAGCUUUCCUCCUUUUUCUCAGAGAGCUUGCUCGCAGGCCAAAAGAUAGAGCGACGUAUUAUCUCUCCAUGACAUGUUCUGGGAGUGGAAGGGUGAUAAUUACAUCAUCUUUGUCUGGUUUGGUGAUACAACGGAACCUCUUGUUAGCAACCACCCAAGGUUUAUUUCUGGCUGAUGAGAGGUUCAUACCAUUAAAAUCAAGCUCUAUAUUAGUUUGAGAAUAGAUUUGUCAAUGAAUUAUUGUAAAGUGCUAUGUAAAUGAUGCUGUAGAAGUUCUGAAAUUAUUAUUAUUAUUAUUAUUAUUAUUAUUAUUACUAUUAUUAUUAUCAUCAUCAUCAAUGUAUUUAGUUCAAAAAUACUUGAAGACAACUUAUUCUUUACAUCAUAGUAAAAUCGCUUUGCAGUGCACAAAAUUUAAAUUCACAAACAUGCUUUUCCAUUUGUCUGCAGAUCAUUAUCAUGUACCUUCAAAUUCUUGAAAGUCAAACCAACACGCUUUUGGCUCAGCAAGCCUGGUAUGUACUAAAACAUCAUUUGUUGUACUUUACUAAUCUGUUGAACAAAUGAUGGCAACCUUUAUUUCCUCUGGAAUUAAAGGUUGUAGCUCUGUCGGUAAACAAAUAAUUACAAUUUACAGUUUUUACAAUUGAAUAGCUGUCAUACUUUGUCAUUAUUAUGCCCACUGUAUCAACUCAGCCGAUCAAACAAACUCUUUCUCCUUCCCUUUGUUGUUUUAAUCUCUUGUCAUUGUUGUUUAUGCCUUUUGUCGGUGGCCUGGGCUGGAAAUCUACAUUAUCUUUGUCCUCUCCGUUAACUGUGAGAGUACUAUUCCUUAUCAAGAUUCAAGAUUUUUAAUAGGGUCUUCUUCUUUUGCGAUUGCAGGAAUUUCAUGAAUGAUAGUUUUAGGACAAACAUUUUUGUACGCUACCCUCCAGAGACAAUAGCCUGUACAUGCAUUUUCCUCUCUGCAAGGCAGCUUGGGGUAUGUAUCAGAAUUGAUUAUCAGGUAUAAGUUAAAACUUAUAAGCAUCACUGCUGUGAUUUGCUGUUUUGUUACAAAUAAUUAAUUUUAUAAUGUUGAAAUGGAUUAAGGCAAUUAAGGAGUAAUGUUUUAAGGUGCUAGAAUAUAACCAUCUGUGCUGUGUAUGGCAGGUUUUCAAAAAGAAAAGGGGAAGCAAAUAGACCAUUUCAGAGCACAUGAUGGUACCCCACAUGCAUCCAUGUGCAUAUGUAUGCAUAAUAUAUGAAAUGACAAAAGAGAACAAUCACAUGGUCUGAAUUGGGAAAACAAAACGUACAAGCUAAAGAGGUCUAUUCUGGGAAUUCUGCAUUUGUAGCACACCCAAAAAUCCCCUUCCUCUUCUCUCAACGCCCACCAUGCAGGCUAGACCAUCCAUGCCAGUUUAGUUCUGUUGUUAACAUGACCUAUUGAGGACUACUCUGGCCUGGGCAGGCAUAUUAAUUUUCACUUACUCAAGUACAGUCAAACCUGUAUUAAGCAGACCUCUGUUAAGUGGUCACCGUCAAUUAAGUGGUCACUUACCGAAGUCCCAGAAACCAUUUCCCUUAAUUACUGCAAAACUGACCCAUAUUAUGCGGUCACCUUUAUUAAGUGGUCGUGGUCACCUUUUCCUAGGUCCCAACAAAUUAUGUUGUAUUGUCUUCACCUCUAUAGACCUUUGUCAAGCGGCAACCAUUGCUGUGCAUAAACAAAGCUUUUUCAAUCUCCUGAGACAACACAGCCACUGGGUGACAAAGGUCUAUUAAACGGUCACUUUAAGAAGAUGUACCAUAACAGUGCAUAACUGUGUAUGGCAUCAAGUGGUCUUAACUUUUUUUCUCUUGUUCCAAGAAGAGGUGGAAAAAGUAAUGGUCAAUUUGUCCUGGGAUAGAUAUUUCACCCUUUGACUACCUUCAUUUUCUAUAAUAACUCUCACGUUUGUCAAACCUGUAUUAAACAGUUAACCUGUAUUAAGCGGUCAGUAAGCCAUUCCCAAAGGGUUACCACUUAAUACAGGUUUGUCUGUAAUUGUGACUACAGUUACAAAACUUGGGGACUUGGCUUUGCAUCAAAAAAGUACAAUAUUACGUAUUUUAUUUAAGUCUUGCUCAACCGUAAUAUCGACAACACUGAUCGAGUAUUACGGUAGAAGUUUUGUCAUUGAAACAAAUUGACCUGCAUGUAUUAACAAUGUGGAACCUUGAUGCUAACUCAGUUUCCGUUAUAGAUUUGCUUACCCACAAGACCGCCAUGGUGGGAGUUGUUUGGGGCCAAAAUAGAAGACCUUGAGGUAUGUUGUUUUGACAAUCAUUUAUGAAUUGCAUGCACUGUUACAUGUUACAUUGUAAGUAUUGUACACCAAAAACCUUUUUCUUUAUUUCUAAAAAACAACUAAUGCUCUUCAAAAGCAUAGCCAGUAGUGGUGUUGAGUUUUUGUCCAGACUCAGAAAUAAGCAUAAUUUUACAUUUGAAUAUCUCUGAGAGUACUGCUGAGAGUAAAAAGUUGAGGUGUUUGAUAGUUCCAAGCCUCAAUGUGUUCACAAAUUCGUUUUCCUGAUACAACACUGACGAUAGCAAACCGAUGUGUGAAUUAUUUCCUUUUAAGACCUCGAUAUCUGUCCAUUGUCAUGAUCAUGUCUUCAAGUUAAAUUUCUUAAUUGUUUCAAAAGUUAUCACAUUUUGUCUCUGGAGAAUCUGAAUGUAUGCUUUAUGUUAUCUUAGGGUGCUUUCCAUUUGUCAGAGCUGACUGGCCAGAUCAUUUCAGUCAUAACAAGAAUUUCACUUUUAAUCAAAACUAUCCAGUCAGAUCAGUCAGAUCCCAAAUAGCGUGCACAAAGGAAAUGGUGUUCAACAAAAACUCUUGGAAAAAAGCAUGUUUAUUGUCAAAACGACUUGUCCAGCUAUGGCACCGUCAGCCAGUUCUGACUUUUGGAAGGUGUCCUCAGUAAAAAAUUAGUUCAUGUACUUUUCUGCGUUAAUUGAGUAAACAACAACUUUGCUUUGUUCUACCUGAUUUUUUCACAGGAAAUUAGCCUGACACUGUUAAGUUUGUACCUGAGACCAAAGGUGAAUAUUUUGUUGAACUCUACUGUUUUCAUUCAAAAUUAAGGUAGACUUUCCUCAAGUCAAUGCCACUUCAGUUCUGUGGAAUUCACUUUGUUUAGAUUUAGUUGCUACUGAGAAAAAAUCCAAAUAAAUUAAUCUAUUAUUAGCCUCCCAGUUCGGUUUAAUGAAGCAGGACUGUUAGUUUUCCUUAUUAGUCCUGUAGAGGUUUAUCUGUAAGUUCGUGAGUACAGUCAAACCUCCACUAACGGCCACCUCUCUACAAUUGCCACUUUCUUCUGUCCCCAAGGUAGCCAUUGUAGAGAGGUUGAACUGUAAUCAUUUGUUGUCAGCUGGGAUGGAAAUUACUUUGUUCUUUUAAAAAAUAUAUUCCUGAUCAGAGAACCCGCAUUUAGGCUGUUUCAAAAGAAGGCUGUUUUUAAAAAUAUUUUGCUGUUCUGCAAGAACCUUAAACCAUUACAUUCUGAAAGCGUCCAGAAUCUCAAAUUUCUCUUAAACAUUACAUCACUUCCUAUUCAAACAUUUAUAGAAGGAUCAUAAAGGAGAUGACCAUCCAAGAUAAAAUGCCCUUAUUGUUAAGUGAAUUCCAUUCCUCAGCUAAACAGCAUCGAGAGGAAAGGUCUCUUGCCUUGAGACAUUCAGGGGUAAACUGGGAAUAAAUAUCUCAAAUUUGUGAAUGCUUUUCCAGUGUUGUGUGUCAACCAAUCAUAUGUCUUGAAGUUGCAAGGUAAUGCAUAAGCGAAUUGAAGUUUUUAAAUUGUAAUGGACAAUCUUUAGCAAUUCCUUGAUUAGUCUAUCUUCAAAUUCUCGCAUAUGAAUCACAGGUUUUUGAUUGAUUUUUGUUUUUGUUUUUGUUUUUCUGAGGGCCAUGUGUAGAUUAUCGAGAUAUUAAGUGCUACCCUCGAUAAAAAUUGUUAUUAUUAUUAGUAGUAGUGGUAGUGGUAGUGGUAGUGGUAGUGGUAGUGGUAGUGGUAGUAAUGCAUCAGUUUCCUUUAUCACAGGCCAACCUAGACACCCUACAGAAAUCUGUUGGAGAAAUUCGCAAAGAAUUGGAGCAGAAAAAGAAAGAAACUAAACAAGAUGGUGCUGGCACCGUUGGUAACUCCACUCCUAACCUGUCUCCUGUGGGGGUAACUACAACAACUGCCAGGGACGACUCCCGGUCAGGUAUGUACCGUCAUCUACUUAAUUAAAAUUGGAUAUUUUUUUGACGAUUCACGGGGCAUUGUCACUUGAGUCGGCUACACACCCACGCGUUCUUUGUGUCGUCACGCAACGCUCCUCUUGUGGGGCGGAACGUUGCGUGACGAUACAAAGAACGGCUGUGUUGCAGACUAAUUCUCUCAAUCUUUUAAGAGUGAUCAGGAUCAAAACUCUUCUUGUGAUAUAAUUGCUUUAUAAAACACUUAGGUGGCGAGAAUUAAUGACUUGAUCACAUAAGGUGAAUCUAGUUGAUUCUCGAACACCUCCCCACUACUUUAUAUGACACUUGUAGGGACAGCAAAUAAAAAUGUGAAUUAUGAUAGUAGUGUUUUAAUGGACAUAAGCCAUUUUGGAGUUGCCCAAGCCUUUGCUGAAAACUCGGAAGUGGCUUUUUUGUCACUGUUCACUCCCAGUUAAUUGGCUUUUUUGCUCAUUGAUAAAAGCACUGCACCUGUUUCUCAGAGGUCCUGCGUUCAAAUGGGUCAUGGGUUUUCGCAACUGCUUUAGUUUUGUUCAUAACUGCGGUGACCUUUCACGUCUUAAACCUCCCUCCUGCUGUUCAAUUAUGUCAAACUCAUAUAUUAUUCACUUUUAUAACAGUUAAUGCAGAAAGUCAAGGGGAGCUAUCAGAUCUUGUAGCAAACACAUGUGGCCUGAUCUAUGGGAUAAGUUGUACAAUCUUGGAUCCUGGCAGUUAUGACAUAGGAUUUUUAACCUUACAGCCACCUUUCCUGUAGCCCAUGUUGCAGGCGUCGAAAGGGGUAGGGGAUUGGGAAAAAGAGAAAAGGAAGGAGGAUUUGGGAGAGGGUGAUCCUUUUUCCCUUUCGCGCUUUUCUCCAUCUUCCACUUUACCUCCCCUCCCAUAUUUGCGCCCGCUGCGCAGGCUACCACCCACCCUAAAUCAAUUACUUUUAACGUGAAAUCAGGUUCGAGACCUUCUUCACCAAGUAAAGUGUCGCCAUCAUCUACUACAAACCAAGCUGACGGGAAAAAGAAGAAAAGUUCCUCUAAGGUGGACGACGAUAGGAGGACGAGAGAACGGUAAAUAAACUUUGUUUUUUUCUAAUUAUGAUGCAAGCAGUAUUAACCCUUAUGCCUGUGAUGUUAUUGUGAAAAAGAAGGUAUCGUGAAACUCCUACCCUUCAGAUGGGGCCAAUUCAUUGUAGCCGUGUAAACUAGCAACUGGAUUUACGUUUUCUUGCGUUGUUUCGUUAUUGUCAAGUGGUCGCCAUGACAUGACAUGACAUGUUCUCUAUGCUGUCUUUCGUACAUUUCUUUUAGUUUUAAUCAGGAGAAUUUGUUUAAAUAGCGUUACGUUAUUUUAUUUUCAUCCCCUUUGUUUGAUCAGCAGUGAUCUUUUUACACGGCCGAGAAGUUAGAUAAUGGAGGCGCUUUAAGAUUUAAGUGGAGCUCUUGACUCGUUGUUGGCUGGUUAUGGAUUUGCAUGUUUAGAGUACGUUUUUAAUUUAUUUUUGUCUAAUUUGCAGGGAAAGGCGCCGCAGUCAUUCCCCGGUCAAUCGCCGCUCUCGGAGCCGUUCGGAAAGUCCAACACGUAGUCGCUCUCGGAGCCGAUCGAGAAGUUACAGCAUAUCAAUCAGUCCCGACAAUCCCAGUAGGAGUGACUCUUACAGCAGCGACGAAAGCCCAGACAGGCAAAAAGUGACUGGGAAGAGUAAACGACCACGGAGCCCUGCCCGAGGAAGGGACGAUGAAAAACGCUCUCGGCCCCGGAAGUACGACGGAGAGUACGUUCGGAAAAAGGGGAGAACCGACGGAAGUGUGAACAGUUAUAAAAAGGACAAAGCGCGGGAACGAAGUAGGUCGCCGUUGUCUCGGAGCCGGAGUAGAUCUCGUAGCAGAAGCCGAAGCCCGACAAGACUCAAACGGCAUCGUGGAAAAUACGAGCGGGAAACGAAGAAACGAGAUGAUAGACAUCGCGAUCGGAAUGGAGUGGACUAUCGUUCGUCCAGGGACAAGGGACGUGAUCACGGAAGGCACCGAAGAUAACGCUAGUGAAAUUUUUGUAA